GACAUCACACCGGAAAUCGUCACGGCGGAUGUGCGAAGCAGUCCGAGAGUCGCACACAGAGCGGUAGAUCCAGCAGCCUUCACAUGCUCACCGGUUCUUUUCUCUCGAUAACAACUAAAGGUGGAAAUGGGAAAGAAACGUGUUAAAGACCGAGCCUCCCGUGAGGAGGACGAGGACAUUGAAUUGACAGCUCCAUCAUGCAGUCACAUUCGCAAGGGGAUUGAUAGCAGUUUUAUGAAGAAGCCCAGUGCGGACAUUGACUGGAACGCUUGUCAAGGCUGUACUGAGCAUACAACGGAACCACAGGAGCCCACAGAAGACCCACCGGACCCACCCGCAGUGUGGAUGUGCUUGAAAUGUGGACACAGGGGUUGUGGUCGAAUGUCGGAAAACCAGCACGCGCUCAAACAUUACGAGACCCCGCGCUCGGACCCCCACUUCCUGGUGCUCAGCAUGGAUGCGUGGGUCGUGUGGUGUUACAUCUGUGACGACGAGGUCCACUAUUCUAAAACAGGGCAGCUGGCUCAGCUGGUGACCAGCAUUCAGAAGCAAGCGCAGUCGGACCCCAAGUGGAAGACUCCACAGCGGAAGACCAAGGUAGAGGCCAGUUCUGAGAAGGAGAUCCAUGUAAAGGAGGAGAACAAGGAGAACGUAAAGAGAAGCUCUAAGGAGAACGCGGGGAAGUCGUCCAAGUCGAGCCCAGCCGAGACCAACGCCGUCGCAGUUAAAGGCCUCAGUAACCUGGGCAACACGUGCUUCUUUAACGCUGUCAUUCAGAACCUCUCCCAGACCCAGCUGCUGAGGGGGGUUCUCAACCAGCUGACGGAGAACAAGAGCAGCUUGAAGAUCACUCCUACAGCCUCCUCCAAUCUGGCCCCCAUGGAGGUGCAUCUGGAACCCCCUGGCUCCCUCACCCUGGCUAUGUCCCACCUGCUCAACGAGAUCACGGAGUGCAAGAAGGGCGUGGUCACACCGAGGGAACUCUUUUCACAAGUCUGCAAGAAGGCGGCUCGCUUCAAAGGCUUCCAGCAGCAGGACAGCCAGGAGCUCCUUCGCUACCUGCUGGACGGGAUGAGGGCUGAGGAGACAAAGAGAGUGACUACUGGAAUAUCGGAUAACUUAAAAAAGUCGGGGAAAAGCAUAGAUGCAGACCAGUCCAAAAUCACCAUUAAAGAGUAUGAGAAAAAUGGACUCCCUAAAAACUUUGUGGAUCAGGUGUUUGGCGGCGAACUCACCAGCACUGUCAUGUGUCAGCAGUGCAAAACGGUGUCACUAGUAACAGAAAUGUUUCUGGAUCUUUCGCUCCCCGUUGCUGAUGAGGCGUACAGGAAAAAGAGCCAGAAGAAGGCGGUCCCCAAGGCGCGGGACUCGAGCCCGGAGGGCCGGGCCAGCCCGGCUCUGGACGACACCAGCGAUGACGGUCUCUCCGGCACCGGCAGCAAGUACCAGCAGAAGAAGGCCAAGAAGCAGGCCAAGAAACAAGCCAAGAGUCAACGGCGACAGCAGAAGCAGGAGGGGAAGCCCACGCUGGACGGUCCCGUGCCUGGCAGUGCGGACGAGAGCUUGCAGGAAGACCCCACCGUCCCGAGCAGCGAGACCAAGUGUGAGGAAGGAGCUCGGGAAGACACGGCGCGGAACGAUCAGACCCCCGUCGCCUCCCAAGAAACGUCCGUCGCACAAAAUGGCGAAGAGCAGCAGGAAGUGGCCUUGACCGACCAGGUAGUGGCCUUGACCAACCAGGAAGUGUUAACGCCCAAACAGGAAGUGGUUACGUCCAACCAGGAAAUGGCUGCCACCAACCAGGAAGUGGUUGCAGCCAACCUGGAAAUGGAUGCCACCAACCAGGAAGUGGUUGCAGCCAACCUGGAAAUGGAUGCCACCAACCAGGAAGUGGUUGCAGCCAACCUGGAAAUGGAUGCCACCAACCAGGAAGUGGUUGCAGCCAACCUGGAAAUGGAUGCCACCAACCAGGAGGUUGUUGCUGCCAAACAGGAAGGGGUUGCAGCUAAACAGGAAGGGGCUGUAGCCGAACAGGAGGUAACCCCAGCUGACCAGGAAGUGGCUCCGGCCGCCCCGGGAGUAGCUCCAGGAGAGGAGUCGGUCGCAGACGGCAACUGUUGUACCGCCAUGGCAGAGAACGGCGCCGGGGACAACAUUGAUGUAGAUGAGGAGGAGGAGGAGGACGAAGAGGACGAGGACGAGGACAUAGCUGAGGGAAUGGAAAGCUUGUCUCUGAAUGACGCCUUCCUGGACGGGGAGGAGGAUGGCGUAGGGGCGGAGCCCGGUGCCGUGGGAGGGGCUAAGGAGUACACGGUGGUGAACCAGGACCCGGCGCUGGCUUUUGAGACGCUGGCGAGGCGGGUGGGGCCGGAGAGGCAAGAGUGCUCGGUCCUGUCGUCCCUCUACCACUUCACUGAGGUGGAGCACCUGACCCAAACCAACAGCCUGCUGUGUGUCGCCUGCACCCGGCGACAAGGCUCCCAGAAGAAGGUCUACACGGACGGUCUGAAGCAGAUGUUGAUCUCCACUCCUCCUCCCGUCCUCACACUGCAUCUCAAGAGGUUCCAGCAGGUGGGCUACAGCGUCUGCAAGGUCAACCGACACGUCCAGUUCCCCCAGGUGCUGGAUCUGGCUCCUUACUGCACUGCAACAUGCAAGAAUGUUCCGGCGGGGGAGUCCAACGUGCUGUACAGCCUGUACGGUAUCGUGGAACACAGCGGCACCAUGCGGUCUGGUCACUACACGGCGUACGUCAAGGCCCGGCCCGACAGCCACUCCAAAAACGGACUCCCAGCAUCGGCCGAGCCCCUGCAGCCCCCGAGAGGAACCUGGUACCACGCCAGCGACAGCAGCGUGCAGCCGGUGACCGAGAGCAAGGCCCAGGGCUCGCAGGCCUACCUUCUGUUCUACGAGAGGAUGUCCUCCUGACCUUGACCCCCUGACCCCCCCCCCCCCCGACACUAGCCCCACCCUCUCAGGGAACAACACCACCACCACCACCACCGUCGCUGCUGCUGCUUCAGAUCCAUAAUAAAAACUAGGAUCUGAUCUGAAAUACUGCUGGUGUGUGGACCACGGCGGAUGAUGAAUUGUCAAAAAUUGUCAAUUGUCAAUUGUCAAAAAACAAAAAAUGCCUUCUUUUAUUUUUUUUCGUUUUCUAUCUUCUCUACCGUAACACUCAUCUCUUGUCAUCUCUUGGGACAAGCAACACCAGAGUUGUCCAUAAACCAGUUUGUCUUUAUUUUAUUUUUUUUUUAAACGAAUAACUCUUAUAGAAUAGUGAAACAAUAAUGGAAAUGAAAUAGCCAGUUUAAAAUGGAUACCUCUAUUUUAUCAUAGUUGUGUUGCCUAUUGCUACAAACUGCAGUUUGUGCUUCAAUUAUUAUAUGAAUGGAAAGAAAACAUGAAUUUGUAGUAGCUGGCAGUAUUAAGAAGGCAAUAUUACUUUUUUUCUUUGCCAAGGGCAUGUCGGCAAGAUCAUUUGUCUGCAUUAUGCCUGCAUAUGAUGGAUAAGUAUGAGGCUGGUUGGAAUUUACCAGUUGAGCUGCUAAUGUUUUUAAGGGAGAACAACACCUGAAAGACUUUUGUAUUAAUAACAUGAGAUGCAGUUGACCCCAACGCUGACUGACCUAUAUAUAGAUGUAUAUCUAUAUAUAUGUAUAUGUAUACAUAUAUAUAUUUAUAUAUAUACAAAAAAGUAAAUAAUAAAUCGGGAUUAUUUGUAGAAAAACAUGGGAAAGACCCAAACUAAUACAUUAUAUACUUCUAGAAUGCGUUGUAGCCUAAUAAUUACAAACCUAUUUGUAUGGAGUAUUUAUACCUGGGUCUUUUAAAACUGAUGUUCAAUAUUAAUAAACGCCUGAUGUAAAAAUA
Molecule: messenger RNA, 3873 nt
Organism: Gadus macrocephalus (Pacific cod)
Lineage: Eukaryota; Metazoa; Chordata; Actinopteri; Gadiformes; Gadidae
Gene: usp16
Product: ubiquitin specific peptidase 16
Exons: 18
Coding region: 127-2928 (933 amino acids)
Biological process (GO): protein deubiquitination
Cellular component (GO): cytosol; nucleus
Molecular function (GO): cysteine-type deubiquitinase activity; zinc ion binding; cysteine-type endopeptidase activity
Source: RefSeq, a predicted model, not a curated record